Protopterus annectens (West African lungfish) is the source of this 1700-nucleotide messenger RNA. RefSeq names its product E3 ubiquitin-protein ligase TRIM39-like. The coding region runs from base 178 to 1584 and encodes 468 amino acids. The transcript has 6 exons. NCBI's taxonomy places the organism in Eukaryota, Metazoa, Chordata, Ceratodontiformes, Protopteridae. The record is from RefSeq and is a predicted model, not a curated record. Gene Ontology annotation, molecular function: zinc ion binding; protein binding.
GACGUAUGUUGGGAGUAUAACAACCGUGGCUGUGUUCUUCCAUAAAGUUAUAUCCUGAUUAGAUCCCGCUAUUAUUUAAAUUUGACUGCAAAGAUUUUUGGGAAAUAUAGGCGUUUUUUUUUUUCUCCUGAGGAUCCGCGGUAUCUUUCUUCUUUGUACAGUUUGUCAACGCUCGAUAUGGCAGAAAAGGAAAAUCUCGAGCUGCUGAAACGGGAAGCUUCUUGCCCAGUAUGUCUCGAUUUCUUCAAUGACCCCGUGAUGACAGAUUGUGGGCACAACUUCUGUAAGCAGUGUAUUGACACUUGCUGGGUUGGCUCGGAAAGAAAUGUUACCUGUCCUGAAUGUAGGGCUGUUUUGUUAGGACAGCACACACUCCGGGUGAAUAGAAAACUUGCCAAUAUGGUCGAGGUUGCCAGGCGCUUGAAUGACAACCGAGAGAAAUGCGAUAAAGACACAAUGUGUUGUGCACAUCAACAGCCAUUGCAGCUGUUCUGUGAAAACGAUGCUAAAUUCCUGUGUGUGGUCUGCGGACUGUCUAAGGAGCACAAAAGGCACAAAGUACUUCCCAUGGAAGAAGCUGUAGAAGAUUACAAGGAAAAGCUUGAACAUUCCUUAAACUCUUUGAGAAAACAGAUUAAAAUGAAUCGAAAGUCAAAAAUUGAAGAGGAGAGAAAAAUUCAAGAAUUGCAGAAAAAUGCAGCAUCGGUCAGACAGAGGAUUAUUACUGAAUUUGAACAGUUGCAUAAUUUUUUAAAUGAACAGCAACAUUUUUUUCUUGCUAAACUCGAACACGAGGAAAAGAGAAUUAAAGAUAUACUCAACGAAAACUUAAAAAAACUUUCUGAGAUGAACUAUGAGAUAAACAGACUUACUCUUGAAAUUGAAGAUAAAUUGAGAUCCCAAGACAAAGACCUUCUUAUGGCUAUUGGAGACACUUUUGAAAGGUGUGAUAUGGAUUUCCACAUAAACAAUAUGACUGAAGGAUUGUGCAUAAAAGAAUGUAGCUUCCCUCUACAGUAUACUGUGUGGAAACGUAUGCUAAAGGCCAUUAACCCAGCUCCAGCUUCUCUUGCACUAGAUUCCAACACUGCUCAUGUAACCCUUGUUAUAUCAGAAGAUUUGAAGUCAGUGAGACGUGGAGAUACCAGACAGGAGCUAUUAGAUCAUCCUAGCAGAUUUACAAAUUGUUACGGAGUUGUGAGCUGUGAGGGAUUUACCUCUGGAAGACACUACUGGGAAAUUGAGGUGGGAAAGAGUGAAGGAUGGAGCGUGGGAAUCAUCAGAGAAUCUGUUAGUAGGAAGGGGAAGAAAAAGGGAAUGAGCUCCCUGAAAGUCGACAAUGGCUUCUGGACAGUUUGUCGAUGCAGCUCUGUGUGUGACUAUUUUGAUAAUUUGGUGGACAGUAGCAUUAUCAGACUUGGCAUUUAUCUAGACUAUGAAAGGGGACAACUCUUAUUUUGUAAUGCAGAAAAUAUGUCUGUCAUAUACAACUAUAGCUGUACAUUCACAGAGAAAGUUUUCCCUUUCAUUUACACUGAGCAUGAUUCUACAGUCAGUAUAGUAACAUCUAUAAUAUUGAAAUAAUGUUGACAUUAUGAGCCAUGAUAAAUGUUCUUUUUACAUGUCAUCAGUUGUAUUUUAUCCUAUGUAUCUGUGCUUUUUUAUGACUUUGAGAUAAUAUAAAUAGCUGUAAAUAUUUA